GCUCCAACUGCCCUGUAUCGCCAAAGAUUGGUAAAUAUAAAAAAAAGCUCUCGUCGGCUCUUCUUCGAGUUUCCGGCGACCGGAAAACGAAAUCCGGCUGUGAAUGACGAAGAUACACCCAAACGCCUCCUCCGCAGUGGCAUGCUCGAGACCGGAGUUCUCCGGCGGAUGCUGCUGCUGCGGCGGAUUACCGGAGACGACGGUUCUGACGGUCUGGCGUAAGUCGCUGCUCUUCAACGGGAAGGGGUUCACGGUCUUCGAUGCGAAGGGCAACCUCGUCUUCCGAGUCGAUAACUACGCGUCGGGAAGGAAGGAGGGUAUCGUCCUCAUGGAUGCCGCUGGCAAGCCGCUCCUUAGCAUCCGGCGAAAGAGGCUGAGCCUGGGCGACCACUGGCUGAUCUACGACGGCGAGGAGGCGGCGAACCCGCGGUUCUCGGCGCGGAAGCACGUGAAUCUCCUCCACUCCAAGGCGCUGGCGCACGUGACCCCGUGCCGCGGCGGCGGCGGCGCCAAGGGCUGCGUCGCGGCCCACUACGAGAUCGGGGGGUCCUACUCGCAGCGGUGCUGCGUGGUCUACGACGAGCAGCGACGGCGGCUGGCGGGGAUCAGGCGGAAGGAGGCCGUCGGAGACGUUGCAUUCGGCGUCGAUGUCUUCCGCCUCAUCGUCGAGCCGGGCUUCGACGCCUCCGUCGCCAUGGCCAUCGUCAUCCUUCUCGACCAAAUGUUCAGCUCUCGAGGCUCGCUGCUCAAAGGCUAGUGGAGGUUGCUGUGUCGGAAUUGUUUUCUUGGUGUUUUUUUUUUCUGAAUGAUGUUCUCUUGGUUGUUGGUGCUGCUCGUUAGCAUCCAUCUCAGAAAAAAUAUGAAUAUUGGCUUGUGGUGCUGUGUGGAUUUGCCAGAAAAAAUAGAAAUUUUGGGUGGUGUCACAGGGUCGAAAUAUGAAUAUAUGGUGCCUUUUAUGGGGUAGCUAGGUUUUGUUUUUAAUGAACUGAAUUGUCAUACGA
This is a messenger RNA of Phoenix dactylifera (date palm), 1001 nucleotides long. Its product is annotated as protein LURP-one-related 8-like. The record is from RefSeq and is a predicted model, not a curated record. NCBI's taxonomy places the organism in Eukaryota, Viridiplantae, Streptophyta, Magnoliopsida, Arecales, Arecaceae.